CAACAAGCCAAACUCACCUAAACUCCGUAUUAUUCACAAAGUUGGUUAAGGUUGUUGACCCCCUUAACCAAUCCCAAGCCCAGGUGUUCAUCCUUCCAAUUCCCCCCUCACUCCAAAACUCCCCCUCUAUAAAUUCCUCCAUUCUCUUCUCUUUCAAAACACCAAACUAUCAAAUCCCUCAAACAUUUCUCUCCAGUUUUCUUUUUAAAAGAAAAUCCCAUCACCUCGAAACUCCACACGGAAAAAUGGCGGCAUCCGCGCAUUUUCUCCAGUUAUUUCAGCUUCUGGCAAUUGCUUCAGUGGCUUUGGUUAUGCCAACUUAUGCCCAGAUUAACUCCCCAUGCUCUCCUUCCAUGAUUAUGAGUUUCACUCCUUGCAUGGCCUUCGUUACUAACAGCAGCGCUGCCGGUGCGCCACCAACUCCCGCCUGUUGCAGUGCCCUCCAGUCCAUCUCGAGCAAUGGCACCGAAUGUAUGUGCCAAAUCGUGAACGGAAGCCCAUUCCAAGUACCCAUUAACCGGACCCUGGCCAUUUCGCUACCACGCGCUUGUAACAUGGCCGGUGUGCCUCUCCAGUGCAAAGCCGCUGGUGCACCUGCUUCAGCUCCAGGCCCUGUUGCUUUUAGCCCGUCUCUCUCUCCUGAAGCUCCUGCUCCUCUCUCUCCUCAAGCUUCUACUACCCUCCCAACAUCAGAGUCACCUGGUUUGGCACCGGAAGCCGAGACAACCCCCGAGCUCACUCCGCCGUCUACCAACACCGUGUCAUCCCAAGCUCCAACCGCAAACUCAGGGAGCCGGCCGGUUGUGACCACCUCGGCCGCGCAUCCUCCUGCCGCUGUUUCACCGUCUCUGCUUUUCACUCUGUUCGGAGCUUUUGUUCUAAAGUGCUACUACUACUAGAUUGCCCACUCAUUUGUUCCUCUCAUUUUCCGUAGUUAUGUAUUUUCUUAUUUGGCUUUUGGGGAUGUAUUCUUUUGUGGGGUGUGCAGAUUGUUUGGGCUUGUUUAGAGAAAUGAGAGAUGUUGAUCAUUGAUUUUGUUUGAAUAAGCUUCUGUAAUAGUAUUGUUGUCCUUGUGAAAUAUACUUGAUUCCUUUGUUUUGUUCAAAA
Molecule: messenger RNA, 1107 nt
Organism: Rhododendron vialii
Lineage: Eukaryota; Viridiplantae; Streptophyta; Magnoliopsida; Ericales; Ericaceae
Product: non-specific lipid transfer protein GPI-anchored 20
Exons: 4
Coding region: 246-899 (217 amino acids)
Source: RefSeq, a predicted model, not a curated record